CGAGCUCCACUUUCCUGCCUUCCAUGUUGCCCGACACCCAUUUUCCCUUCUCCCCAUGGGUCUGAGAUGUCAGAGGGUGACACAGGGAGGCAGGGUGGUGGUCCAGCUCGAGAGAAGGAAGAAUUGUCAGCAGCAGAGGUGUAGGGGAGGGUAGUUCUGACCAUCUCCUGUCCCUGGGCAAUGUGUGAAGGAAGAAGAGGUCAUCACCCCCUCAGUUGGGCAGAGAACAGAGAGCCUUCUCUAUAUCUAACUGGCAUCCUCCUCCUCCCUCCCCUGCCGGUCUCGAACCCACCUCCCUUCCCUCACCCCACCCCCAACCAUGUCGCCACAGGCUCCGCUGUCCAUGGGGGAGAGGACCCCAGGCACCCUGCCCAGAGCAAACGGGACUCCAGUUUUGGAGUUCCUAUUGGAGGGCCUGACGGAUGUGACGGAUGUGAAGCCGGUGCUCUUCACCGUCUUUCUGCUGAUCUACGUCGUGGCUCUGGCUGGAAACCUGGGCAUUGCCAGCCUCAUUGCCCUGGACCGAAGGCUCCACACGCCCAUGUAUUUCUUUCUGGCCAACCUCUCGCUGCUCGACGCUGCAUACGUGUCCAACAGUGUGCCUCAGAUUCUAGCACACUUGUUGGCCACAGAGCAGCUCAUGUCCUACCGGGCCUGUCUUACCCAAAUGUUCUUUCUCCACUUCCUGGCGCCAUGGGAGUGCUUCCUACUCACAGCCAUGGCCUAUGACCGUUAUGCUGCCAUAUGCCGGCCACUUCACUAUCUGGUCCUCAUGGGGCCCCGGACCCGGACAAUCCUCGCCUCAGUCUCUUGCCUGCUUGCACUAACCAAUGCACUCACCCACACGCUCCUGGCAACCAGGCUUGACUUCUGUGGGCCCCGCCUGAUCACUCACUUCUUCUGCGACUUGCCACCACUCCUCAAGCUCGCCUGUUCCAGCACGCAGCCCAAUGAACUGGGCCUUUUCUUCUUCAGCUUUUUGGUGGCCCUCCUCCCCUGUGCUCUGGUUGUGGUGUCCUAUUUCAAUGUGGCAGUCGCCAUCCUUCGGAUCCGCUCAGCCGAGGGCCGCCGCAAAGCUUUCUCCACAUGUGCCGCCCACCUCACUGUGGUCUGUAUCUUCUACAUCACCUCUGUACUCUGCUACAUCCUCCCCAGCUCCGCCUACUCCAGGACACGGAGCCGGGUUUUCUCGGUGCUUUAUACCAUCCUUACACCCAUGCUCAACCCCAUCAUCUACAGCAUGCGCAACAAGGAAGUCAAGAGGGCAGUGUACAAAGUGCUGAGAAGGGAGGAACCCAUGUGAAAGACGGGGCAGCGGGAGCAAUGCGGAAGGACAACCCAAACCCAUUUAGGGCCCACAGAGUCCGAGCCUUCAAGCUUCCCCACAUCUAUUCAUUCGGCGACGGCGAGUGGUUUCAGUCACGUCUGACUUUCUGUGAUCCCAUCUGAGGUUUUCUUGACAAAGAUCCUGAAGUGGUUGGCCAUAUUUCCUUCUCCAGCUCAUUUGACAUAUGGGGAAAUUGAGGCCAACAGGGCAAGUUACAGGACUUGCCCAAGAUUACACAGCCAGGAAGGGUCUAAGGAGAAAGUUGAACCCAGAAAGAUGAGUCUUCCUAACUUUAUCACUCUGUCCACUGCAGCACCAUCUAGUGGCCCCAAUUGUACAGACACAUAAAUGGGGUCCUAGAAGGGAAGUGGCUGCCCUUGGGCACAUGGCUAGUAAGCAGCAGAAGUAGCACUCAAACCUUCUAGGAUGCCUCUCUGAGAUUGGCACAUCUUUAAAACUUGGCAGCAUCUCGGCAUUGACUUUUUGACCUAUGAUUUUAUUGCCCUAGAUUUCUUGGUGAGGAAAUUCCCUCCACCAAAGCAGGCCAACCUCUGCUCUGCAACAUUGAGAAUCUAAGGGACUUGCCUAGGGUCAUACAGUCACUCUAUGUCAGAAGCCGGAUUCGAAACCAGUCUUUGUGACUCUCCGCCUGCCUCUUGCUUCUUGUCUUUCGAAAGAGUGUCUGCUAUCAAAUGUAAUUGACUCUGCUACUAGCAGCAAUGCAAUGAUCCAGGACAACUUUGAGAGACUUGGGAGACAGAACGCUCUCCACAUCCAGAGGAAGAACCGUGGGAGCGGAAACCCAGCCGAAAACCAUUGGAUUGAUGUGGGUAUGGGAAACAAAACAAACAACUUGGGAAUGGGAUCUGAAUGAUCAUCCAUGUAUGACCCGGGGGGGGGGGGGUGGAGACAACAGGACAACAAGAAUCAUGUGACUGUGGAGAAAAUGGAAAAGGAAACGAAAAAAAGACAGAGUGGGCUGCUUUGAAAGGCCCCUGGUGGGAGCUCCAGCGAUGUGGCCUCUCAAUGCCUGCUUCUGUACACCUUAGAUUUUCCUGUGUCCGGUUGGUUUCUUAACGUGGGGAUGGGGAUCCCCCAUAACAACAGGCCAGUCCUUGGGGCGGUGAGCGUUGCUUCCCUAAAGCUGCUUGGUUGUUCCCUGCGGCGUUUGACGGGCCUCAGCCGCAGGUAUGCCUGAAAGAGCGGCUCGGAAGGCUAAGGACCAAGCUAGGAUGGAGGGCAGAGAAAGCCAUUGGGGCUUUCCAGCCCUGCGGAAUCUAGUUGGCAGUGCAAAAGCUCAUCACCAGGGACGCCCAGUGAAAGGCGCUCAGUAACUCGGUAACUCAUCUCCCGGGGGCCCUGCUCUCCCUCCUGCCAGCCCAGCCUGAACUCAAGCUGCUUUUGAGACCCAGACAUUUGGGUGAGCUCUCCUGUUCCAUGCUGGCCUCCUCAGCAAGGCCACGUGCACGGCCCAGCAAUGGCUGCUUGCUUUCUUCCUGCUCUCCAUAGCCAGUUGCCCUGCCUUCCUGACUGUGAUAAGACUCCUUCAUUCUCUCUUCUAACUCUGCUGAGCCCAGACCUGGGUUUUUCAUUUUACAAAGGGCUAGAGAAGGUAAGUGACCUGCUUAGGGACACACAGCAGCUCAGGAACAGGAUUGGAGAAGGGGAGAAAGAGACAGGCACUAUGCUGAGUUCUUUCCACAAAUCUGAUCUUAUUCCAAGGAGAUCACUGGCUUGAUUUUCCCGGGAUUCAGGGAGGGGAAGACUGGGUACAAUUUGCUACUGUGCUUUUGCAGGCAGGACCAACGCUUCAAGAGUCAUGGGAGCGACUGGAUGACGGAAGAGACACUGACUUGCAAUCAAAAGACAAAUUCUAGCCCUGUCCCUGGCACUCUAGCUAUGUGAUUGGGGCGAGGUAGCCGACAUCUUGGGCCCUCAGUCUCCUCGGAGACCUAAAGCAUGACUUCCUUGUCUGGAAGCAUAAGCACACGUUAGGGCAGCAUAGAAACAGGAACUCUUACUCUUCCAAACAAAUGCAUAUUGUAAACGUGACGGGACUUCAGCCUUUGGGGACUGCCAGAACUGGGUGUACGUCCCAGUUAUCCAGCCACAUAGCUGCUUGCCCAGUGUCUGUGAUGAGAACACCAAGGACCCAUUCUCUUCCCUAGGUCUACAGGUUGCUGCUGCUGGUGGUGGUGCUGCUGCUGCUGCUACUGCUGGUGCUGGUGCUGCUGCCGCCGCCACUGCUGCUUUGUCCCAGUGGUGGCUACUCCACACUAACAUGAGAGCAAACUUAACUCAAGGUUUCCACCUUGAGGGUGUCAGAGCUGGAGAGUAGCGGGCAUCUAAGCACAGAGUUUGCAGGGAAGACGGAAGCCUGGAGCCUCCUGUUGGAGGGAGUCCAGCCAUCUGGGAGUAGGCACGGAGACACUGGUCUCUGGGAGCGGCUGGGACUGUGGCCCUGCUUCGGGGAAUGUGUUUCUCCUUUCUUCUUUCUCUACCUGUUCAGUAAAUAUCUCUGCGGCCAAAGCGAAUGGAUGUUCAUUGGUCACAUUAUAUCGGAAUGCUAAACACUAGCGCAGUCCGUGUGCCAUUGAGGUGAAGCCUUCUGGAUGGAGGCUCGAGCCAAUAGCAUCAGAAAGACCCCGAGGAGAAGUACUAGCAGGUGGACUGAGGGGAGGCCUACUCAGGGGGGAGUUGAGCUAAGGACCCCGUAGGUCCAGGUUGCAUCCAUGCAGGCAUACGCAUGACGGCUGCCUUUCUAAAACAAAGGGCUUAG
This is a messenger RNA of Monodelphis domestica (gray short-tailed opossum), 4106 nucleotides long. RefSeq names its product olfactory receptor 3A1-like. Gene Ontology annotation, molecular function: G protein-coupled receptor activity; olfactory receptor activity. Gene Ontology annotation, biological process: G protein-coupled receptor signaling pathway. Lineage: Eukaryota; Metazoa; Chordata; Mammalia; Didelphimorphia; Didelphidae. Gene Ontology annotation, cellular component: membrane. The record is from RefSeq and is a predicted model, not a curated record.